Messenger RNA from Larimichthys crocea (large yellow croaker), 2048 nucleotides. It is a transcript of the gene nmd3, whose product is annotated as NMD3 ribosome export adaptor. NCBI's taxonomy places the organism in Eukaryota, Metazoa, Chordata, Actinopteri, Sciaenidae. The coding region runs from base 179 to 1693 and encodes 504 amino acids. The transcript has 16 exons. The record is from RefSeq and is a predicted model, not a curated record. Gene Ontology annotation, molecular function: ribosomal large subunit binding. Gene Ontology annotation, cellular component: cytoplasm; nucleus. Gene Ontology annotation, biological process: ribosomal large subunit export from nucleus.
GGGUCCUUGAGUGCUGCAUGACGUCACGCAGCCUCCCCUCCUCGGUGCUCGGUGGAAACGUGGAGCACUUCUCUCUUCUCGGUGUGUUGUUGGUUUUUUACCAUCAAAAACAGCUUCUGUGCGGUUUGUCAUCACUCAGAGCCACGCUGACACACACUGACCUGUCAGGUUGACAACAAUGGAGUACAUGCAGGCGCCUGCCACGAGCAGCCAGGGCAACAUCCUGUGCUGUACCUGUGGCGUCCCUAUUCCUCCCAACCCAGCCAACAUGUGUGUAGCCUGCCUGCGUACUCAGGUAGACAUCUCGGAGGGAAUCCCAAAGCAAGUCACAGUGCACUUCUGCAAGCAGUGUGAAAGGUAUUUACAGCCUCCAGCCAGCUGGGUGCAGUGUGCCCUGGAGUCCAGAGAACUGCUGGCCCUUUGCCUGAAAAAGAUUAAGAGCUCUAUGACCAAAGUGCGUCUCAUAGAUGCUGGCUUCCUGUGGACAGAGCCACACUCCAAAAGGAUUAAGAUGAAAGUGACCAUCCAGAAAGAGGUGAUGAAUGGCGCUAUCCUACAGCAGGUGUUUGUGGUCGAGUUUGUCGUCCAGUACCAGAUGUGUGACGACUGCCACCGUGUGGAAGCCAAGGACUUCUGGAAGGCCGUGGUUCAAGUUAGGCAGAAGACUGCUCAUAAAAAGACAUUCUACUAUCUAGAGCAGCUGAUCCUCAAGCAUAAACUCCACCAGAAUGCCCUCAACAUCAAAGAAAUCCAUGAGGGGAUUGAUUUCUACUACGGCACCAAGCAGCACGCUCAGAAGAUGGUCGACUUCCUCCAGUGCACCGUGCCCUGCAGGUCAAAGACAUCCCAGCGCCUCAUCUCUCACGACAUCCAUUCAAACACGUACAACUAUAAAAGCACCUUCUCCAUGGAGAUCGUACCUGUCUGUAAGGACAACGUCGUGUGCCUUUCACCACGGCUGGCGCAGAGUCUGGGCAACAUGGGUCAAGUGUGUGUCUGCGUCCGUGUCACCAGCACCAUCCACCUCAUCGAUCCCAACACCCUGCAGAUUUCUGAGGUGGAUGGGAACACAUACUGGCGCAACCCCUUCAACAGUCUCUGUAACCCACGGCAACUGGAGGAGUUUAUCGUUAUGGACAUUGACAUCAUCAGAGACCAGAAGCUGGGUGCUGGAGCUGGCAUGAGGUCCAAUAAGCACACUCUGGCUGAGGUUUGGGUUCAGAAGACGUCGGAGAUGAACACCAAUCAGCAGUAUCACUGCCGUACAUUCCUGGGCCAUCUGCUCAACAUUGGAGACCUGGUGCUGGGCUUUGACUUCGCCAACUCUAACGUUAAUGACGAGUACCUGAAUAAGAUGAACCCUCACCACGUCCCUGAUGUGGUGCUGAUAAAGAAGAGCUACGACCGCACCAGGAGGGUGAAGCGCAGGAACUGGAAACUGCAGGAGAUGGACAAAGACCGUGAGGGCAUGGACACAGAUGAUGAGAGACAAUACCAGGACUUCCUGGAGGAUCUGGAGGAGGAUGAAGCUCUGAGGAAGAAUGUGAACAUCUACAGAGAUGUGUCAAAGAUCCCAGUGGAGAGCGACACCGAUGAUGACGGAGCACCUCGUAUCUCUCUGGUGGAGAUGCUGGAGGAGCUCAGUCUGACAGACGCCACAGGAGGAGAGGGCGCUGACAUGAUGACAGAGUAGCCGGUCGCCGUCCUGCUUGUGCGCCACUGAUGGCUGAUCUGUCAAAUACAGGUCCGCUGAUCCCAAAGCGAUAUUGUUACAGAGCUGAGGACUGAUUGAACCAUCAACAAAUCAUGUUUCAUACUGAAAAUAUCCACACUUCAUAAGACUGUGGUGUAAUCACUCAUUAUAGUUAAAAGCCCAUAAACUGGGUAUAAUGGUGCCACUUGGUAACAAACAAGUUUCUGUAGAGAAACUGGACUCUCUGGAUUCCUACCUCCACUAUAGGCUUAUGAAAUUCAGAUUUUCAUAUAAAGUUUUGGAGUGAUGUUGAAGUGCUUCUAGAUCACCAUAUCAAAAUAAAUAUUUGUCCUAA